Sinocyclocheilus grahami is the source of this 3235-nucleotide messenger RNA. Its product is annotated as dnaJ homolog subfamily C member 10-like. Gene Ontology annotation, molecular function: protein-disulfide reductase activity; oxidoreductase activity, acting on a sulfur group of donors, disulfide as acceptor; misfolded protein binding. Bases 216 to 2363 code for a protein of 715 amino acids. The record is from RefSeq and is a predicted model, not a curated record. Gene Ontology annotation, biological process: IRE1-mediated unfolded protein response. Gene Ontology annotation, cellular component: endoplasmic reticulum lumen. Lineage: Eukaryota; Metazoa; Chordata; Actinopteri; Cypriniformes; Cyprinidae. The transcript is spliced from 21 exons.
CGUACUUCCGGGAGUUCAGUGUUCUCUCGGCCGCUUGCUUCACGCUGCUGUAGACACCGGUGAUUCAGGAGUAAUAUCAUGAAUUGGAGGGGAACUGGAGAGUAAUAAAGAAUAUUUAACAACAGGUGUCUUCAUUGAGGAUGAUCAUCACACUCCUGCAAGCAGUUUUCCAACCUUGAAACCCUGAAGAUCUGCACCAACAACAGCCUUCAUCAAUGGAGAUGUUCCAGAAUCACCAGAGACCCUCUAGGAAGUCGUUUCUGUUUGCUUUCAUCGCGGUAUGGCUUUUCGUAACCGUUUCCUCUGAUGAAGAUUACUACAACCUGCUAGGCAUUUCAAGAGAAGCCAGCACUCGUGAGAUUCGGCAGGCUUUCAAAAAGCUUGCUCUCACAAUGCAUCCAGAUAAAAACCCUAAUGAUGCAACGGCCCACGAGAAGUUCUUGAAGAUCAAUCGGGCCUACGAGGUGUUGAAGGACGAGGACUUGAGGAAGAAAUAUGAUAAGUAUGGAGAGAAGGGCCUGCAAGAUGAACAGCAAGGAGGAAGAUAUGAAAGCUGGAACUAUUACAGAUAUGAUUUUGGAAUUUAUGACGAGGAUGCAGAAAUUACUACACUAGACAGAGGGGACUUUGAUGCAGCUGGAAAUUCUGGCGAGGUCUGGUUUGUGAAUUUCUAUUUCCCACGCUGCUCGCACUGCCACGAUCUUGCCCCCACGUGGCGGGAGUUUGCUAAGGAAAUGGACGGUGUGAUUCGGAUCGGUGCUGUGAACUGCGGUGAUAAUGGCAUGUUGUGCCGUAGUAAAGGCAUCAACAGCUACCCCAGCCUCUAUGUGUUCAGAGCGGGAAUGAAGCCAGAGAAAUACUAUGGCGACAGAACAAAAUCAAGCCUCACCACGUUUGCAAUGCAGUUUGUGAAGAGCAAAGUGACAGAACUAUGGCAAGAAACAAACCCAUCCUCAGGGUGGUUUAUCCAGAGUUUGGAAACUAAAGAAAUAUAUGCACAAGUGUUGCAGCAUCUGCCUGACCUGGAGAUUCUUACAAAGAGCAGCUUUGAGCAUAAAUUGGCUCAUCACCGAUGGCUCAUCAGUUUCUCCUUUGGACAUAAUGAUUUGGCAUCGCAUGAAUAUAAAAAACUCAAAGCUCUUCUGAAGGACUCUCACAUACAGGUGGGGAAGGUGGACUGUGUCGCAGAUUCAGAGCUGUGUGCUUCUCUAUAUAUACAGAAGGCCUGUGUGGCUGUUUUUAAAGGAGUUGGAAUUCAUGAUUUUGAGAUUCACCAUGGUAAGGACGUCCUGUACAAUGUUGCAGCCUUUGCAAAAGAGAGUGUGAAUGCCCAUGUCACCACACUGAGUGUGGAGAACUUCCCUAGCCAUGAGAAAGAUCCCUGGCUGGUUGAUUUCUUUGCUCCUUGGUGUCCGCCAUGCCGAGCUCUUCUCCCUGAGUUGAGAAAAGCCUCCAUCCAGCUCUUUGGACAGCUGAAGUUUGGAACUCUGGACUGUACCGUGCACGAGAGGCUCUGCAAUACGUACAACAUUCAUGCAUAUCCAACAACUGUAAUUUUCAACAAGUCCAGCAUCCAUGAGUAUGAAGGCCAUCACUCUGCAGACGGCAUCCUGGAGUUUAUAGAGGACCUGGUGAACCCUGUGGUGGUGACAUUGAUCCCAGAGUCAUUCCAGGAGCUGGUGAAGAGACGCAAGUCCUCAGAGACGUGGAUGGUGGAUUUCUACGCUCCGUGGUGUGGCCCCUGCCAGGCUCUGCUGCCAGAGUGGAGGAGAAUGGCACGGAUGCUGAGUGGGAUUGUAAACGUGGGAACAGUCGACUGCCAGAAACACCACUCAUUCUGCCAGGGUGAGAAUGUGCGCGCUUACCCAGAGAUCCGCCUGUUUCCUCAGAACAGUAAUCGGAGAGACCAGUACCAGAGCUACAAUGGAUGGCACCGGGAUGCCUUUUCCCUCAAGACUUGGGCCUUGAGCUCUCUGCCUCGUGCCUCAGUGGAUCUGUCACCCGAGGACUUUAAGAGAAAGGUUUUGGGAGGGAAGGAUCACUGGGUGUUGGAUUUCUAUGCCCCAUGGUGUGGCCCAUGCCAGCAAUUCGCCCCUGAAUUUGAAGUUCUUGCCAGGAUGACGAAGGGAACUGUGCGAGCUGGCAAAGUGGACUGUCAAGAACACUACCAGACCUGCCAGAGCGCCGGGAUCAAGGAUUACCCCAGUGUCCGAUUCUACCCCCACCUGGGCACCACACGGCGAGUUCAAGGAGGAGAGCAUAUUAACAGCAGAGACGCCACCGACAUCGCAGACAUUCUCAGACAGCGACUCCAGCAGCUAGCAUUACAGGGAAAGUCCUCCAAACUUAAAGAUGAACUAUAGGACACAUCUUGCGAUCCACAGAAGCUGUUGUAUGUGGAACGGUGAGAGUGAUGGGAGAAAACGCACACUCAUGAACUCAAUUUGAUGAGCUUGGGAGAUUUGUUUGAGUUUGUUUACUGCCAAAUGGACUGUAAAAAGGAGCGGCUUCACCUCAGCUACUUUAGAGGAGGGAAUCAGGACUCAACAAACACCUCUAAAUGUGUUACUGAUGCAGAAGAGGUCACCACAGUGCAAUUAUUUAUGACUUUCUGUAAUUUAUGAAUGCACGGUCAAGUAGUGUCUUCAUUUCCUCACACAGAGACUGUAUUUAUGACUAAUAAUAGAUGUAUUUUCUCACAGAUGCUCCAUUUGAAUUGGAUUUCUGUGAUUAAAUGGUCUGGUUAAAUACAAAGGAAUUGUAUUUUACUCGGUAUGGUCAAAUGUAAUUCGAGUUGGAUUUCGGGAAACUUUGUGAAAUUGGAAAUGUGCUUCUAGAAAACGUUUUAGUUCUGUCAAAACGAAAAACCAUCAUGGAGUUUGUUGUCAUGCCAAAUUAUUGUAGAAGCAUAAAACUACACUGGCUAUAGAUGAAAUCUGUAGUUGAAUUUGUUUUCUACUGUUUCUAUGUUCUGCUUUAUUUCUUCUAACGGUUUGAGUUUCCAGCAGCUAUGUUUGUUCUCAGAGAUUCGUUGUACAAUACACUUUUUGUUGUUUACUGAUAUUUCUGUAUUCUUAUUGUGUGAAUGUUCUCCAGGUGGCCACUAGGAGGCGGUGAUUUAACAUCAGUGGCUUCAAGUCCUUAUAGGCCAGUGAAAUUACAUGUUGCCAUUCAUUCUGAUGGAUAUUCACUAUAGUUUUGUAGAAACAACAGCUAUUAAACAUGACACAAUUCC